Eucalyptus grandis is the source of this 1299-nucleotide messenger RNA. RefSeq names its product ATP sulfurylase 1, chloroplastic. Lineage: Eukaryota; Viridiplantae; Streptophyta; Magnoliopsida; Myrtales; Myrtaceae. Gene Ontology annotation, biological process: sulfate assimilation. The record is from RefSeq and is a predicted model, not a curated record. Gene Ontology annotation, molecular function: adenylylsulfate kinase activity; sulfate adenylyltransferase (ATP) activity.
CCGCCGCCGCCGCGCGUCCGCCACCGCCCGGGGCUCCGGGUGCGGUCGGCGCUGAUCGAGCCGGACGGGGGGCUGGCGGAGCUGGUGGUGGAGGAGCCGCUGCGGCGGGCGCGGGCGCGGGAGAGCCUGGAGCUGCCGCGGGUGAAGCUGUCGCGGAUCGACCUCGAGUGGGUCCACGUGCUGAGCGAGGGGUGGGCCAGCCCGCUCCGCGGGUUCAUGCGCGAGUCCGAGUUCCUCCAAACUCUUCAUUUCAACGCCCUCCGUCUCGACGACGGUUCGGUCGUGAACAUGUCCGUGCCGAUCGUGCUGGCCGUCGACGACGCCGACCGGCACCGCAUCGGCGAGUCCCGGAAGGUCGCUCUCUUCGACGCCGACGACAACCCCGUCGCCAUCCUCAGCGACAUUGAGAUAUACAAGCACCCUAAAGAAGAACGGAUUGCGAGGACAUGGGGAACCACUGCGUCGGGUCUGCCAUAUGUCGAAGAAGCCAUAACCAAUGCAGGGAACUGGUUGAUUGGGGGCGACUUAGAGGUGUUGGAACCGAUCAAGUACAAUGAUGGUCUAGAUCGAUUCCGACUCUCACCCGCAGCUCUCCGCGAGGAAUUCACUCGGCGGAAUGCAGAUGCGGUGUUUGCUUUCCAGCUAAGGAACCCAGUCCACAAUGGGCAUGCCCUAUUGAUGACUGACACACGCCGUCGGCUUCUUGAGAUGGGCUACAAGAAUCCCAUCCUUCUUCUUCAUCCCCUGGGAGGCUUCACAAAGGCUGAUGAUGUUCCCCUUAGCUGGCGAAUGAAGCAACAUGAGAAGGUGCUUGAGGAUGGUGUUCUUGAUCCUGAGACAACUGUUGUCUCAAUAUUCCCUUCCCCGAUGCACUAUGCUGGCCCAACUGAGGUGCAGUGGCACGCAAAGGCUAGGAUCAAUGCUGGGGCUAACUUCUAUAUUGUCGGUCGAGACCCGGCUGGUAUGGGCCAUCCACUUGAGAAACGAGACUUGUAUGAUGCUGACCAUGGGAAGAAGGUGUUGAGCAUGGCUCCUGGACUGGAGAGGCUAAACAUUCUCCCAUUUAAGGUUGCUGCUUAUGACAAAACACAAGGGAAAAUGGCCUUUUUUGAUCCUUCUAGGCCCCAAGAUUUCCUCUUCAUUUCAGGCACCAAGAUGCGAACACUCGCGAAGAACAAAGAGAACCCUCCUGAUGGCUUCAUGUGCCCCGGUGGGUGGGAAGUGUUGGUCGACUACUAUGACAGCCUGGCACCUGCAGACAACGGCAAAGUCCCCGAAGCUGUUCCAGCUUAAGACACG